This is a messenger RNA of Arachis ipaensis, 4259 nucleotides long. Its product is annotated as putative disease resistance RPP13-like protein 1. NCBI's taxonomy places the organism in Eukaryota, Viridiplantae, Streptophyta, Magnoliopsida, Fabales, Fabaceae. Gene Ontology annotation, molecular function: ADP binding; protein binding. The record is from RefSeq and is a predicted model, not a curated record.
AUUCAGGAAACCUGCGUUCAGCACCCUGCAACCAUUGUUGUCUCAUACUAUUCUGAAAAUUUGAUUACUUUGCUCUUGUUUGAGAACAUGGCUGGAGUUCUUGUUGGGGGAGCUUUUCUCUCUGGCUUCAUUAAUGUUGUCCUCGACAGGUUCAUUUCGGGAGAGACUUACAACUUGGUUGUGGGGAAGAAGCUUGGCUCUGAGUUGGUGAGAAGGCUGAGGACUGCUCUCUUGGCUGCCGAAGCUCUGGUUGCUGACGCUGAGCAGAAGCAGUUUGGUAAACAAUCUGUGAGGAAGUGGCUGGAUGAUCUGAGGGAUGCUGUCUACAAGGCUGAUGACUUGCUGGACCGUUUCUGCAUCAAAGCUGCAACUCAGAAACAGGUACCAACUUUCUUGCCGAGCUUCCUCAAUUUUGAAAAUAGGAAGAUUGUCAAUGAGAUAGAAGAGGUUGUUAGAACAAUAGAAGAUCUUGAGAGAUGCAAAGAAAGCCUUGGCCUGGAAAAAAUUUCCACCAGUAGCUCUUCAUGGAGGGCUCCUUCCACUUCUCUUGUAAGAGGGAAUGUGUAUGGCAGGGAGGAUGACCAACAGGCCUUGAUCAAGAUGCUGAAUGACAACACUGAGCAUCACUUGUCUGUGAUCUCUAUUGUUGGCAUAGGUGGGGUCGGUAAAACAACUUUAGCUCAAUGGGUGUACAACAACGGGGAUUUAAUGAAGGAAUUCGAUCUGAAAGCAUGGGUUUGCAUCUCAGAGAACUUUGAUAUCGUUGAGAUGACAAGGAAUGUCAUAAAGGGGAUCCUUGGAGGUGCUUGGAGUCUCGACGAUUUCAAUUCACUUCAACAUGUUUUAAAAGAAAAAUUGUCAAACAAGAAGUUCUUUAUUGUUCUUGAUGAUGUUUGGAGUGAUGAUGGUGACAAAUGGAGUUAUUUUAUGACCCCUUUCCAAUACGGGAAGAAGGGAAGUGUUGUUCUUCUGACUACUCGUGGGAAAAAUGUUGCUCUAGCAGUUCAGAACUGUCGCCCUUAUUUUCUGAAAGGGUUGUCAGAAGACUAUUGUUGGUCAGUGUUUGCUAACAAUGCAUCUUUUCCAGAAUCAAAUGGGAGAGCAACACUUGAAGAAAUAGGCAGAAAGAUUGUCAAGAAGUGUGAUGGUUUGCCAUUAGCUGCAGAAACACUUGGUCGCUUGUUACGUACAAAGCAUGAUGUUGAGGAAUGGAACAAGAUACUAAUGAGUGAUAUUUGGGGAUUUUCUAUGGAGAAGAGUAAGAUUAUUCCAGCAUUACUGAUAAGUUACUUCCAUCUUCCUCCACAUUUAAAGCUUUGUUUUGUUUAUUGUGCUUUAUUUCCCAAGGAUUAUAAAUUUGAUAAAAAUAAAUUAAUCCUUUUGUGGAAGGCAGAAGAAUUUUUACCACCACCAAAGAGAGGAGAAAGUUUAGAAGAAGUUGGUUGUGAGUGUUUUGAUGAACUAAGUUCCAGAUUAUUUUUCACGAAGAGAGAAGGCUUUGGUCAUUAUUUUGUGAUGCAUGAUCUCUUGCAUGACUUAGCAAUAUUCCUUGCUGGAGAUUUCUAUUGCAACUCAGAAGAACUUGGUAAAGAAGAGGAGAUAAGGAUUCAGACUCGGCAUUUGUGUGUAGAUUUAAGUCAUUGUAGCUCAAAACUUUAUAAUUCUAUUUCUAAAGUAGAAUCGUUGAGAACAUUAUUAUUGUGUGGCAAUUUCUCAUCUCCCAACUUCAACAUUGAAGCAGCAACAUGUGAGAUAUUAUCAAAGUGUAAAUACUUGAGAGUUUUAUCCUUUGAUAAACUUGGUGUGUUGCCUAAUUCAACAGGAGAAUUGAUCCAUCUGCGCCACUUGGAUCUCUCUUAUACUCAUAUAAAGACAUUGCCUGAGUCUUUGUGCAGCUUGUGUAAUUUGCAAACAUUGAAGUUAUGUGGUUGUUAUUGGCUAACUAUGCUGCCUAGUGGUUUGCAUAAUCUUGUGAGUUUGCAGCAUCUUGAUAUUAGAGAAACUGCUUUGGAAGAAAUGCCCAGAAAAAUGAGCAAAUUGAAUCAGUUGCAUGUUUUAAGUUCCUUUGUGGUCGGCAAGCACGAAGACAAUGGAAUCCAGGAGUUAGGAGGGCUAGUAAAUCUUCAUGGACCCUUCAAGAUUAAGAAGUUGGAGAAUAUUGUUGACGUGAAAGAAGCAAAGAGCGCAAAGAUAAUGGAUAAGAAGCACAUUGAUGAAUUAUGCUUGGAAUGGUCUUUAGGUGAUGAUUUGGUUUCAAGCACAGAAACAGAAAGAGACAUUCUGGAUAACUUGCAACCGCACAAUGGGUUGAAAGAGUUGAAAAUAUGGGGAUACAAGGGUACAAUAUUUCCAAAUUGGAUGGGACAUUGUUCCUACCAAAACAUGACAAGUGUAUAUCUAGAGUCUUGCAAGAAUUGCUGCAUGCUGCCUUCACUUGGGCAGCUGCCAUCUCUCAAGUCCCUAGGCAUUGAAGGUUUGGAUCAGCUGAGGAGUAUUGGCGAGGAGUUUUACAAGAAUGAAGGAGAUCGUCAUUCUUCACAUAUUGCACCGUUUCCUUCACUUGAGAGUUUGGAGUUUGAUAACAUGGCAUGUUGGGAGGUGUGGCAUGUAUCUGAGUCAGAAACUUUUCCUCAACUUAGGAAGCUUAAAAUAAGAAAUUGUCGAAUGUUGAAGGAAGAGAUGCUUAAUCAGGUAUUCUUCAGAAUCGUUUCUUCUUUGUCAUAUGUUUCCAAAGUUCGGAAACUACAUAUAGACACCGGUUUUACAGAAGAGCAUACCGAGGCCAUGUUUCUUGAUGGGGAGACUUUAUCAAUUUCGGGAUGUGAAUCUGUGGUGGAGUCUGCAUUUAAGGCAAUGAUGAGCAUCAACCAUCUAAGUUGCCUCCAACAAAUACAGAUCUGGAGCAGUAGAAAACUAGAAUUCCCCCGGCUACAGCAGCAGAAGUAUGAUUUGGUAGAGCUACAAAUAGACUACAGUUGUGAUUCACUAACCUCCUUGUCGUUGGAUGUCUUUCCCAAUCUCAAGAAUCUCGAGAUAACAGGGUGUGAGAAUCUGGAAUCAGUGUCAAUGUCAGAGGCACCACACGCUGCUCUUCAACGUCUCUCCAUUACUAACUGCGACAAAUUAGUUUCAUUUGCAGGAGAAGGACUGGCUGCACCCAACUUGACUCAUCUCCAGAUAUAUGGUUGCCCAAAUAUUUGCAGGUUACCAAAGGGUGGUUUGCCGCCUAACUUGAAAUCACUUGCAUGGGGAAUUUGUGAGCAACAAAUGAGGGAUUUAUCAUGGAUGGCCAACUUGCACGCCCUCACUCAUCUCAAAAUUUAUGGUUAUGGGUGUAAGAACAUAAAGUCAUACCCAGAGGUGGGUUCACUGCCUCACCUUCCCUCCCUUACCACUCUUGAGAUGUGCUGGUUCUAUAAUCUGGAGACAUUGGAGUGCAACGAGCUUCUCCGCCUCACCUCCCUUCAACAAUUGCACAUUUCAUGCUGCCACAAGCUGGAGAAUAUGGAAGGAGAAAAGCUGCCUCCCUCUCUCUUGCUACUUCAAAUUGAUCAGUGUGGUUUGCUGGGAGAACACUGCAAGAACAAGCAUCAACUAAUCUGGCCCAAAAUUUCCCACAUCCCCACCAUUCAAGUCAAAAACUUUUCCGAUACAGAUUCUGAGUAGUGAUAUAUCAGUGCCCAGCAUUUGGUAACAUAUUGUACCAUAUCUAUCCUUAUCAUCAGCAAGAACUAGAAGGGUAAGUUGUGAUUUAUGCUUGCAAAUGCUUGCUAGAUUUUAACUCUUUUAAAUAGAUGAAGAGUUAUCAUAUUAUUAUACACUCAUCUAAUGCCUUGUAUAAUUUCUUUUGGACACGUUAUCAAACAGGUUUUACAUAUACUAAGCUACAUAAGAUCAGGAAAAAUAUAUUAUUAUAAUAUGCAGGAGUAAAAUAUUCAAGAAGAAACCUUGUCUUAGAAUAUUUGAUCUUUUGGGACUUAAAGGGGAUGGCUACUGGUACUCUGUUCUAAAAUAUCUAUACUGAAAAUCCUUUCUUUAUAACUUGUAAUAUUAUGCCAAUCAAAUUAUGCUUGUGAUCACUUUAUUUUCUAACGAACUGCAUUUGACUUCCCCUUUGCAAUUUCACUUUUUUGGUGGCAUUUAUGUUUGUUAAAUAUAGUUGAAGUGUUUGAAUAUGUUAUAUUAUCAAAUGUACAGAGAAUCAGCCUCUUUAUAGAGGAAUUACAGAAAUAGAAAUAACUAGAAAAUAGGAAAGAAGG